AUGAGAGCAGUCGUUUACACUGGAAAGGACACCAUCUCGGUGGAGGAACGUCCGAAGCCAUCCCUCCUAGAACCCACCGACGCCAUCGUCAAGGUCCAACACACCACCAUCUGCGGAACAGAUCUGCAUAUUCUACAAGGCCACGUUCAGACAUGCACACCCGGACGUAUCCUCGGCCACGAGGGCGUUGGAAUCAUUGAGUCCUUGGGUACCGGCGUCACACGCUUUUCUGUCGGACAACCCGUCCUGAUCUCCUGCAUCACGUCGUGUGGCUCCUGCAAUUUCUGCCGCAAGAGAAUGCCCUCACAAUGUACAUCUGGUGGCUGGAUUCUGGGCAACACCAUCGACGGCACGCAGGCAGAGUUCGUAAGGAUCCCCCACGCAUCGUUCUCGCUGCAUGCGCUACCAAACGGCCUCGAUCCUAAAGUCGCCGUCACCUUAUCCGAUGUUCUUCCGACUGCAUACGAAUGCGGCAUUCUGAACGGUCAGAUCCAGCCCGGGUCAACUGUUGCUAUCAUCGGCACGGGUCCAAUCGGGCUGAUGGCGCUUCAGAUGGCACGGAAUCUGUUCGGGCCGUCCAUGACCGCCGUAGUCGGCAGGGGACAGCCCAGACUUGACACUGCAAAGGAGAUGGGCGCAGAUCAUGCGAUCAGUGUGCUCGGGGGCCAGGCGGAUGCCGUCGCCUCUGCGCUCGCAGUGACGAGUAAUCAGGGAUUCGACGUGGUGAUCGAAGCAGUGGGGACUACUGAUUCGUUUGAGCUCGCGCAGGCGUUGGUAGGUCCGGGCGGGACGAUAGCUAGUUUGGGGGUGUUUGGGACACCCUGCGCUUUGCAUUUGGAGGACCUCUGGCAUCGCAAUAUCUGUAUUAGAACUCGGCUGGUCGAUGCGUGUACGACACCUGAUUUACUGAAGAUUGUGGAGUCGGGCAAGAUUAGCCCUCAUUUUCUGGUUUCACAUAAUUUCUCCUUUGAUCAGAUAUACAAGGCGUAUGAGACUUUCCAGACGCCUUCCAAAUCCGGAUCUCUCAAAGUGGUCAUUAGUAUGGCUGAAUUGCAGCCCGCCAAUCCAAGACUGUAG
Messenger RNA from Aspergillus oryzae RIB40, 1077 nucleotides. Its product is annotated as putative zinc-containing alcohol dehydrogenase. The record is from RefSeq and is a predicted model, not a curated record. Lineage: Eukaryota; Fungi; Ascomycota; Eurotiomycetes; Eurotiales; Aspergillaceae. The coding region runs from base 1 to 1077 and encodes 358 amino acids. The transcript is spliced from 3 exons. Gene Ontology annotation, molecular function: zinc ion binding; oxidoreductase activity.